Molecule: messenger RNA, 588 nt
Organism: Solanum pennellii
Lineage: Eukaryota; Viridiplantae; Streptophyta; Magnoliopsida; Solanales; Solanaceae
Exons: 2
Coding region: 1-588 (195 amino acids)
Source: RefSeq, a predicted model, not a curated record
AUGGUUGUUAAGAUGAGAAGCAAGAUUAAUUUACUUGUUGUUGGAUUGUCUCGUCAGCCAAGCAAGGAAGGAAAGGCAACAAUGUUUAUAGGGGAUAUGGACAUAGUAAGGAUAAUGAUCCAUGUACAACAAGUUGAGGAGGAUAAGCUGAAGGAUAGAGAAUGGUUUAAGAAUAAGAGGCCUAAGAUAUCAGGUACCAAGUUCAGGGAGCAAAAGAGUAGUAUGAAUUCUUCCUUCCAACAAAAACUAAAGGGACCUACUCCACAAUCUUCUAGUUCCCUUGCACUUAGAAACAAAGGUAUUUUUCGUAAGGUCUCUAGUGGUUGUUUCAAGUGUGUUGAGACUGGCAUUUCAUACAAGAGUGUCCAAAGAACAUGCAAGGAAAUGGUACUGGCGGAGGAACAAACCGCUUGUAUGUUAUCAAAAAUCCAGGAGCAAGAGGAUUCACCAGAUGUCGUCACUGGUAUGAUUCAAGUCUUUGACUUUACUGUUUAUGCUUUGCUAGACCCAGGGGCGAGUUUAUCUUAUGUAACUUCAUAUGUUGCUAUGAAUUUUUAUGUUAUUGUGGGGCAACAUAGUGAACCAUAA